Contarinia nasturtii (swede midge) is the source of this 4194-nucleotide messenger RNA. Its product is annotated as DDB1- and CUL4-associated factor 5. Gene Ontology annotation, biological process: negative regulation of fatty acid biosynthetic process. NCBI's taxonomy places the organism in Eukaryota, Metazoa, Arthropoda, Insecta, Diptera, Cecidomyiidae. Gene Ontology annotation, molecular function: protein binding. The record is from RefSeq and is a predicted model, not a curated record. The transcript is spliced from 11 exons. Bases 1094 to 3544 code for a protein of 816 amino acids. Gene Ontology annotation, cellular component: Cul4-RING E3 ubiquitin ligase complex; cytoplasm.
AUUCGCGAGAAUAGUUUUUUUUGUGGUGCUGCUGCUUUUAAUUUGAUUUUUCUUUGAGUGCUUUCAACGCUGAAUAAUAUUUUAUGUACAACAUUGUGUAUGUAAUGGUCGUACAACAAAGCCAUUCAUACAUUCACACAACCAAGGGUACAUACGAUAUCGUCAAUGCAUAUUACUUUGUGAUUCAACAUACAAAAAAAGAGUACGAAGAAAAGCCAUAGCAGUGAAGAGAAAAAAGUGGUAUUUAUUCAAAAUCCGAAUUAAUACAAAUUAAAUUCGAAAAUCUGGUCAAUUACUAAGCAAAACAAAUCAACAAAAACAUCAUCAUAAGUAGCAGCAGCAGCAGCAACAGCAACAGCAAUAACAAAUCAAGACAAGAUUAUUGUGAUUUGUUUAUCAGUCAGAUUCAGAGUAAUAUAAACACAAAAUAUGAUUAGAAACUUUGCAAAGUCUCUGUAACCUGGCAAGUGAAUAAAUGUUAAGUUUGUCAAGAAAUACAAUAGCAAAAAUACCAACGACAUAACGAAAGAGAUAGAUGACAUAAAAAAGAGAAAGAUUCGUGGACAUUUUGUUAGUAGAGAGUGUAUUGAAAAUUCCUGUCGUUUCAUUCAUUUUGUUGUAAACUCUCUUUUUUCCCUACUUUGCUUGUGCUAUGUGCCACACACUAUUGAUGCACUCGACGAAGGUUUUCUAUUGAGUUGUAAUGUCAAAUUUGGUUCAGAGUGCUUUUUUCCCCAUUCAUUCACUCGCUGAUUCAGUUUCAAAUGGUAUGGAAUCAAAAUUUAUGGAUUUAGUUUGUGAGCAGUGAAGGAAAUGAUUUUUUGUUUGUACGUUGAUUGCCGUUGUUGAAUUAAUAUUUCUUUUUGUGUGUGAAUUGAAUAGUCAAGUGGUGGUCGUCUGGUGCUUUUCCGAAUCUUAAACUUAUUGCAUGCGAUAUAUUUUUAAUGCAGAUGAUUUUCAAUAAUAUCCUUGAGCACAUAGUGCAAUUCGUCUUCUUCGUGUGAUAUUCGAUUCGAUAGUGCCGGUCAAACAAAUCAGAGUCAACUUUUUUUUUGUCCAAAAUUGUUCGUUCGUUUAAAUAGUAUUUGUCAAAAUGUGCAGCAUGCGUAUCGAAGGUGCUAAUCCCAUAAUCCAUCUAAUGCAACGCCAGACUGGCAAUAAUAUCUUUCAUUUUCGUCGAAAUUUAUUCCGUGAACGUUUGGUCAACGCACGUAAUUUAUAUCGCCGCAAUUUGAGCGCACACUAUGGUUGUGUGAAUGCAAUUGAAUUUUCAAGCGCUGGAGAUCUUCUUGUAUCAGGUGGGGAUGAUCGUCGUGUACUCUUGUGGAAAUUGGAGGAAGCGAUGGCUGAUGUGGGUGCACCAAUGUCUAUGAAAAAUCAACAUUACAGCAAUAUUUUUUGUUUGGGCUUUAACAAUGAUAGCACAAAAAUAUUCUCGGGUGGAAACGACGAUGCUGUUAUUGUACACGAUACCAACACGUGUGAGCCAUAUGACGUAUUUUUACAUACAAAACCAGUUUAUGGACUUUCAGUUGAUGUUACAAAUGAUCAAAUUUUUGCAACAGCCGGCGAAGAUGGUCUUGUUUUGAUUUUUGAUUUACGCAUUGGAUCACAGGUGUUGACAAUGCCAAAAAGCCGUGGUUCAUUUCAUUCGGUUUCAUUUCAUCCAUUGAAUGGUAACUCAAUAGUCACUGCGAAUGUAAAAGAUGGAGCUGCCAUGUGGGAUUUGCGAGAAAGCAAAAAGCCAAUUAUUCGCUAUGACAGUGGAAAAGAGCCGCUUCAGAGUUGCAUGAGCGUACGUUUCAAUACAUAUGGAACACAAUUAUUGGCGCUACGACGUCGACUACCACCAAUUCUUUAUAACACCAAUUCGGAAGAUCCGAUUUGCCAAUUUUACCAUGCUGAUUAUUACAAUUCAUGCACUAUGAAAAGUUGCACGUUUGCAGGUGAAAACGAUGAAUAUGUGAUAUCUGGUUCGGAUGAUUUUAAUUUAUAUGUAUGGCGUGUUGCUGACGCAAAUUCGGAUAAAAAGAAUCAAUGGAUUGAUAAGCACCAUAUGGUACUAUACGGACAUCGAUCGAUUGUCAAUCAGGUUCGAUAUAAUCCACAAAAAUGUUUACUUGCGUCGUCUGGUGUGGAGAAAAUUGUGAAAAUAUGGCGGCCAUUCGAAGUGGCUGGUUGGACCGGCAGUUUGGUUGAAGAUGUCCCAUCGAAUAGUAGAGAGAUUUUUUCACAUGAAGAAUACGUUUCUUUGUUAAAUUCAAGUCAAAGUAUGACACAUGAUUAUAGCCAUCAAAGUACAGCCGAAGAUCCACGAAUGAUGGCAUUUUUUGAUACGCUGGUGCAACGUGAAAUCGAAGGUUGGAAUAGCAGCAAUAAUUCGGAUUCGGAAAAGAGCAGUGUUCAUAGUUCAGAUGAUACUUCACGUCGAACAUCCACAUUGCAAUCGGAAACGUUGCAAUCAGAAAGUGAUGAAACAUUUCAAGUAUAUGGCCGAGAAUCAGCCAAUCGAAAUCGUACAAUGAUUAAAUCAAGAUCGAGAUAUUUGAAUAGGAUAGCUUAUUUAAUUGCAACAAAACGUAAUACACUCAAACGCUUAGCUCUUAAAGGUGCAAGUCGUACAACUAGACGUGUACGAUCUGUUAAAAGUAAUCAUCGAAAAUUGCAUCGAUCAUCGUUACGGCAACCGCGCAAAAAUAUUGGAAAGCGCGUCAAUCGAAUGAAUUCACGGACCAAGUCAAGAGACUGUAAUGGUAAUAAUAGUGAGCGUCGUCAACAAUCACACAUUAAUAUACCAUCAUAUCGGGCCACGCGUCGUGUUAUUAAACCGCAAUUUCACAAAACUUUUUACGCCAAUUGUGAAUCGGGCGAUUCAUCAUCUUCCGAUGACGAAAAUCCAUCCGAUAAUAACAAUAGUUCAACGGCUGUUUCGAAAAUGAUUGGCAAUCAAGAGACGAGCAAUGUAACGGCACAACGAUCGAAUCAAAAUGAGCAUAACGAUUCGUCUGCAAGCUUUCCUAUACCAAGCACAAGUACUGGAAUAACUGGCAACGGUACAAAUUGGCGUGUAUAUGAGAUAGUUGAUUCAGAUGAUGAACCAACACCCGACAGUAGUCCCAUAUCACAAACGGUACAAGCGCCGGUAACAAAGAUGAAUGGUGUGCAUACAGAAAAUACAGCGCCCGCAUAUUCAUCGGGUGUGGAUGAUGAUCAACCAAAUGAACGAAAUUCGCGACGAAAACGUAAUCAUUCACUAACCACCGCCAAUUUUCACUUUACCAACUAUUCAAGCCAUUCAAGUUCACGAUUGUCAAAUAGUAGCAGCGAUGAUGAUGACACUUCAAGCGAUAACAGUUCAUUACCAUUUUUUGGAAAUCAUCUAAGCAAACGACCAAAACAAAGUGAUAAUAAUGAAGCAUCAGAUGUACCAAUAGUACACAUUGAUCGUACACCGAAUCGUUCGCGAGAUCCAAAAGACUGUGAACUUACAACGCCAGAAAGUGGCAUUGGCUCAACACCUGGCAGCAGCUCAACAUCUAGAUGAUCUUCAACGUAACGACAAUCAACUUUACAACAACUUGCGCUUCAUUCGAUAUUUCCAUUUAUUUUACAUACAUAUAUUAUAUUUUACUCAUUAUUAUUAUGUUUCGUUUAUUUUUGUCAUUUAUUUUCAGCAAAUCUAAAUCAUAAUGGCACUUCAAAUGGUAAAUUUGUGGAAAUUCUAAAGAAAAUUGACGAAUUCAUAAUAAGUAAAAGAAAACGAAUAACUGUAGAUGCAUACUUUAAUUAAGACACACGAUAAAUGAUUAUCUCAAAAUAUUGAAAGCAUUUGCGAAAAAAAAGGGGGAAAAGGAAGAGAAAACGAACGAUACAGAUAUGUUGCAAUGGAUAGAAAACUUUUCUUUAACGAAUUAAUGCAAAGCUAGUACAAUAAAUUGAAAGUAAAUCGAUAAAUAGAAAUAAUUACAUACAUAAUAUCAUUCGUGUGUAUGUGAGUAUAGAUUUACCAAGCACAUAACAUUAUUUCUUGAUGAUAUCAUAAAGUGAAUUUUUAUUUGUUUGUUUUGAAUAUAAAUUAUGAUUUUUUUUAAGCAAGAGAUGACAAUUAUACAAUUUUAGCAAUAUGAAUAAUUAGAAUCUUACUUACUUCAAUAAUAAACAUUUCAAGUGUGUAACACUUUUGCGUAUAAAAAA